AUGGCAAAUACGAAUACUACUAGUACCAGUUCUUCACUCGCUUCCUCAUUUCAUUCUUUACCUCCUCCUCCUUUUCAACGCUCUUCUCCCCGUCACCGUCAGUUGAGCUUAUCACAAGGUUUGCUUGUCAACCAGAUAACGAGUUCUCAGCUGCGGAUAUACACUAAAGUUUCAUGGUUAGACAAAUCGUGCCAGUAUAAGUUUACGAACGAAAGGCCGCAGUUAAAAGGGAGGUUCCAGAAACAACAAAAUGCUCCUUUUGUUGUCUCCGAGGAUCAGUCACAAUACGAUGAACUUAAAAUAGAUGCUUCAGUGCCAGAAAACGACAAUGAAAUUGCUCAAGAUAUCUCUCCUGCUAGCAACCCAUCUUUUCAAUUAUCAGGGAGUGACGGAAAACCAGGUUUAAUAUCAUUUUAUAACCGUCCAUACAGAAGAGAUGGUGAUAUUCUUUUCAAUCCAGAGAGGAGUCAAAAUAGUGUAUUGUGGUUUGUGGGCCCUGCAGUCCUUGUGGCUUCUUUCAUUUUUCCUUCACUCUAUUUGCGAAAAUUGCUUUCCAUCAUUUUUGAGGACUCUCUGUUAACAGAUUUCCUUAUAUUAUUCUUCACAGAAGCAAUUUUCUAUGGCGGUGUUGCUGCGUUUCUUGUUCUACUGGAUCGGUUACGGAGACCAAUACAGUUGGAUACUGCAGUGAAAAAUACUGAUGCUCUGCCCCCUCAACUGGGACAGAGAAUCUCUUCUGUUGCUACCUUAGUACUUAGUCUUGUAAUUCCCAUGGUCACUAUGGGUUUGGUCUGGCCAUGGACUGGCCCUGCAGCCUCUGCAACUCUUGCUCCAUACUUGGUUGGAAUUGUUGUCCAAUUUGCAUUUGAGCAGUAUGCUAAAUAUCGGAAGUCACCUUCAUGGUCUGCAAUUCCAUUAAUCUUUCAAGUGUAUAGGUUGCAUCAGUUAAAUAGAGCAGCACAAUUGGUGACAGCUUUAUCAUUUACAGUUAGAGGAGCUGAGUUGACCCCACACAACAUGGCUAUAAACAGCUCUUUGAGUACCCUUCUAAAUGUACUACAAUUCCUUGGUGUGAUUUGCAUUUGGUCCCUAUCAAGCUUCCUCAUGAGAUUUAUACCUUCUGCUUCCACAUCAAUGCAGUGA
This is a messenger RNA of Lathyrus sativus (Indian pea), 1143 nucleotides long. The record is from the annotation of a GenBank genome assembly. NCBI's taxonomy places the organism in Eukaryota, Viridiplantae, Streptophyta, Magnoliopsida, Fabales, Fabaceae.